Molecule: messenger RNA, 2251 nt
Organism: Zerene cesonia (dogface butterfly)
Lineage: Eukaryota; Metazoa; Arthropoda; Insecta; Lepidoptera; Pieridae
Gene: L(b002)
Product: probable pyruvate dehydrogenase E1 component subunit alpha, mitochondrial
Exons: 8
Coding region: 143-1342 (399 amino acids)
Biological process (GO): pyruvate decarboxylation to acetyl-CoA
Cellular component (GO): intracellular membrane-bounded organelle
Molecular function (GO): pyruvate dehydrogenase (acetyl-transferring) activity
Source: RefSeq, a predicted model, not a curated record
UUGACCGUCACUUCAUGUCACUAUCGUAAAGCUACUGGGGUUGGUUUUUAAAUAUCUUGAUUUUCAAAUAAAAUUUAACGAAAGUGAUCCUUUAUCGGAUCACUUAAUAAAUCUGGGCUUCAUAGAAACGAUAUUAGAAAAAAUGAGUAAGCUAAUUCCCUCCGCUACAAAGCUUAUAACUGGCUCUACGGUUACGAAAACAGCCGCCCCAGCUUUUGUUGCUUCAAAACAAAAUUAUAGUACGAAAUCUGAAUCUACAUUCGAAAUCAAGCCUUAUAAACUCCAUAAAUUGGAUAAAGGCCCAGCAACAUCAGCCACCCUCACAGCUGAAGAUGCACUUAAAUUGUAUGAGAAAUUGGCCGUCCUCCGCCGGAUUGAAACCGCUUCCGGAAAUCUUUACAAGGAAAAAAUUAUUCGUGGAUUCUGUCACUUGUAUUCAGGGCAAGAAGCGGUGGCAGUAGGUAUGCGAGCGGCAAUGCGGGAAGUGGACACAGUGAUAACGGCUUAUCGUUGUCACGGCUGGACUCACUUGAUGGGUGUGAGUGUGCUCGGGGUGUUGUCCGAACUCACCGGACGGAGAACUGGCUGCUCCAGGGGCAAAGGUGGCUCUAUGCAUUUGUAUGGGAAGAACUUCUUUGGUGGAAACGGAAUUGUUGGUGCACAGGUGCCGCUCGGCGCCGGGUUGGCGUUCGCGCACAAGUACCGCGGCGACGGCGGCGUCGCGUUCGCCAUGUACGGCGACGGCGCGGCCAAUCAGGGCCAGCUGUUCGAGGCGUACAACAUGGCGAAGCUGUGGGACUUGCCUUGCGUGUUCGUGUGCGAGAACAACGGCUACGGUAUGGGUACAAGUGUAGACCGUUCCUCCGCAAGCACGGAAUACUAUUCCCGCGGAGACUACAUCCCGGGCAUUUGGGUGGACGGGAUGGACGUUAUCGCCACAAGGGAAGCUACUAGAUACGCGAUCGACUAUUGUACAAGUGGGAAAGGUCCGUUGGUAAUGGAGAUGGAGACGUACCGCUACUCCGGCCACUCGAUGUCGGACCCGGGCACGUCGUACCGCACGCGCGACGAGGUGCAGGAGGUGCGCCAGACGCGGGACCCCAUCACGUCCUUCAAGGAGAAGAUCGUGGCCAGCGAGCUGGUCACUCCCGAUCAGCUUAAGGAAAUCGACGCCAAAGUACGUAAAGAGGUAGACGACGCGACGAAACAGGCCAAAGCCGAGGCGGAAGUUGGCAAUGAGGAGCUUGCCGGCGAUAUUUACUACAAUAACUUGGAGACCGUCGUCAGAGGUAUCCACCCAGGCGCUCCGUUACAGCACGUCGACGUCGUACCACGGAAUUAGGUCCUAUAACUUGGGGCGCAGGUAAACUCGAUAACAACUCGCAUGAAACUCGACAGGAACUCGAUAGGAACACAAUAGUGAAAAUGCUUAUUGCGGAGCGAGCGUUUAAGGCCUAGUGUGGUAAAUGAUAUUUUAAAUUUCUAAUGUUAUUAUUUUCGUCUUUCACAUCAGUAAAGUUAGUGAGGGACGUUUGAUAUAAAGAUAUUUAAAUUGAACAACAUGAUAUUAAUUUCUGUUUUUGAAGGUCGUUUAAAGAAUUGAUAAAUUCUAUGUGAUUUUUCUCCACUGUGAAAUUUGUUAAUAUAAUCUUAGCGUAAAUACAUCAAUUUGACAUAUGUACGGAAGGGGCGUAACGAUAAAGAAAUUCUUAUUUUAAAAAUAAGAACAAUAUAUCGAUGUUUAAGUGCAGGACUCUUAUUGGUUGUUCCAUCUCCGCUCCGUUCUUAUAUAUACCAGCUACGUACGGCAUACGUACUUUCCUGUUAGAUUUAUGACAUAAUAUGUCCAAUAAAUAUGAAAUCUUCGUUUCUUAUACAUCGAAUAAUUGAGUGUUUAAACACAUUUGAUGUGUUCAAAAUUGUAUUAAUUGGAGUUGAAAAUGGAACUUUUAUUUCUUUUCAUAUUUCUUAUACUUGAUAUUAUUGUAAUAGACACAAUACGUUUUUUUUUUAUUAUUAAAAUGUGGCCAUUUAUAUUUUAAUGUCUAAAAAUCUGACAAUUAUAAGCGUAUUUUUCUGUUUUUUUUUUUGUUAUAUGAGAGAGUUCUAUAUCGCACCGGUGGCGCAUAUCGGAGCAUAGUAACUCCAUUGGCGGGAAACCCUGUGUUUCACAUUUCAUUGGUUCAUUGGUUUUAAAAUCAAGCAAAAAAACAAAUAGAAUUUCUUGUUACUUUUAGUUAGAGGGCCACAU